Molecule: messenger RNA, 2307 nt
Organism: Xenopus laevis (African clawed frog)
Lineage: Eukaryota; Metazoa; Chordata; Amphibia; Anura; Pipidae
Gene: kcnv2.L
Product: potassium channel, voltage gated modifier subfamily V, member 2 L homeolog
Exons: 2
Coding region: 296-1969 (557 amino acids)
Biological process (GO): potassium ion transport; monoatomic ion transport; protein homooligomerization
Cellular component (GO): membrane; plasma membrane; voltage-gated potassium channel complex
Molecular function (GO): voltage-gated potassium channel activity; monoatomic ion channel activity
Source: RefSeq, a predicted model, not a curated record
UUUCAGUAUUUUGGAUUUUCCACUCACAGACUGCAGCUAGUUUCAGGCUGAAUGGGAUAAUAACCUUAAAAUCCUUUCUUAAGUACUUAAAUCUUCUUUGUCAGCAGGACUUAAAACAGUCAGUGAUUCGUGCAAGCAGAGGAUUCUUCACUAUUGCUUUGUUGAGUGAGUUGCAAAUACAAUAGAGGAUAUUGACAAAUAACAAACGAUUUGCUAUUGCUGAAAAUAGGGGCUUCAUCUUCAGUUGGAUUUGUACCUAUUCCUCCCGUAAGAAAUAUAUCUUUCUUGACAAGAUAUGUUGAAGUUUAAACAAAGAAACAGACCCUCCCCUUUCUCCUACUAUAGGGAUUUUAAAAGAGGACAGUAUGAUGACAGAAUUCGACUUGCCCACAACACCGGUAACCAGUUUUUUUCAGAAAGCAAUUACGUUUACUACAUUGAAGAUGAGGAAGAUGAUGUAGAAGAACUGAAGUGGGCAGAAAGAGAGGAUAAAAGGUUGGAUGGAUGGAGAAAGCAAAGUAUUGCUGCACAAAACGAGUGUGGGAUCUAUGAGGAGGAAAACAGAUGUAUACUCUCCCCUUCUUUUUAUGGAAAAAAGAGGAGAAAAUCCUUACACCUUAAUGUAGGGGGAACUAACUACACCAUUUCCUAUGGUGUGGCAGCCAGUUAUCCAAAGACCAGAAUUGGCAGGUUGGCUACAUACACUGACCGUCAGCGCAAACUAGAUCUGUGUGAUGAUUACAAUCCGCAGGAGGAUGUCUAUUUUUUUGAUCGUGAUCCAGCCAUUUUCCAUCACAUUUACAAUUUUUAUCGUACUGGGGUGUUAUGGGUAAGGGACGAACUAUGCCCUCGCAAUUUCCUGGAGGAGAUAAAUUAUUGGGGUGUGAGGGUAAAGCACACACCACGGUGUUGUCGUAUUUCUUUUGAAGAGAGGCAGGAUGAGCUUAAUGAGCAACUAAAAGUGCAAAGAGAGCUGAGAGCUGAAAUGGAGACAGAAGAAAAUGAGGAACUAUUUCGUGGAAUGUUUUAUGGACACCUAAGACGUCAAAUAUGGAACAUGAUGGAAAAACCAUUCUCUUCAACUACGGCUAAAGCAAUUGCAGUGGCAUCAAGUUUUUUUGUCCUUAUAUCAGUGGUGGCUAUGACUCUUAACACAGUAGAAGACAUGCAGUAUAAAAAUGCUGCAGGGUUCCCUAGUGGAAAACCAUACCUUGAACAUUUGGAGACACUUUGUAUUGUCUUCUUCACCCUGGAAUACCUGCUGCGCCUCAUCUCAACACCUGACAUACAACAUUUUUUGCGCAGUGUCCUUAAUGCUGUAGAUUUGAUUGCUAUCUUUCCUCUGUAUUUGCAAAUGCUUCUUGAGACGUUUGCUGAUGAGGACCAUAGUGGCAAAGGCUCCAGCCAUGAACAUGAGAUUGAGGCAGUAGGACGGGUUGGAAAGCUUGGGCAGGUUCUGAGAAUCAUGAGGCUCAUGCGUAUCUUCCGCAUACUGAAGCUGGCACGUCAUUCCACUGGCCUUAGAGCAUUUGGAUUUACCCUACGUCAGUGCUACCAACAAGUAGGCUGCCUCCUUCUCUUCAUUGGCAUGGGUAUUUUUACUUUUUCUGCCAUGGUCUACACAGUUGAGCACGAUGUGUCUGGAACUAAUUUUACCAGCAUCCCCCAUUCUUGGUGGUGGGCAGCAGUCAGCAUAUCAACUGUGGGGUAUGGAGACAUGUAUCCCGAAACCCACCUUGGAAGACUCUUUGCUUUUCUUUGCAUUGCUUUUGGAAUUAUUCUAAAUGGAAUGCCAAUCUCAAUCUUGUAUAAUAAAUUUUCCGAUUAUUACUCCACACUAAAGUCCUAUGAAUACACAACUAUACGCAAGAAACGAGGAAAAGUUCACUUCACUGGAAGAGCCAUGCAGAAAGUAAAUGCAGGUUGCUGUAGACCUCCAACCCAGCAUGCUGCAGGGCACAACCAUUAAUGAACAUCUCACAUCACUUUGUGAGGAAUGAUCUAGAUUGAAGAAACUGAAGGAUUCCUUGUUACUACUUACAUUAACAAACAUAAGCACUUGGCAUAAAAUGAGUUGGAAUGUUUCUUAAACUCAUCAUCAGAGUUCCCACAGCUGCUGUGAAGAAAGAAGAAUUUUAAGUUUGGGCUGUAUCAAUAUCAACUCUUUAUUGUUGUGGCAAGAUUAUAAAUGAUAAACUUUGACCUAUAGUAGUAAUAAUAGUAGCAGUAGUAGUAGACAUAUAGUAAUCUUAUAAAUAGAUCAUGGAAUUCUGAACUUCCAUUCAGACACUCCAAUAAUUGAACCAA